Strongylus vulgaris is the source of this 681-nucleotide messenger RNA. The record is from the annotation of a GenBank genome assembly. NCBI's taxonomy places the organism in Eukaryota, Metazoa, Nematoda, Chromadorea, Rhabditida, Strongylidae.
CGAAUUCAUGAUGCGCCUGAAAAUACCGAAAAUAUGGGAUUUGUCACCGCAAUUUGUUUAAGCUCGGAUGACAAGAUAGCCGCAUGUGGAACUUAUGAUGGUGUUGUUGCUGUCUGGGAUCUUGAUAUCUGCCAAUGUAUCACUACAGUUCCACAAAGCAAAGGAAUCCCGGUCUCGUGUUUAGCCUUUUCAUUUAAUCAAACCUUUCUUCUUAGCGGUAAUGCUAUCGGUAAUAUCAGUGUUUUCGACACUUCUAACGGAAUCCUGCAUCGAACAUUCAAUGUAAUGAUGACGCAAGGAGUAGUUCCUCCAAUAUUUGCUCUACCUUCUGGAAAACUUGUAAUUUGCCAUUGUCCGAAAAAUUCGAAAGAGAUGAAAGUGAUGACUUUGGCAGAAGAAGGACCUGUUCUGCGUAGCAAACUAACGCAUAACGAAGAAAUCACAUGCUUUGCAGCUACAGCGGCAGGAACUCUCGUUGUCACUGGCUCAUGUGACCAGUCAUGCAAACUUUGGCAGGUUGACUCGGGAUUUCUUACCCAGAUUCUCGUUGGACAUGAAGGUACGGUGACUUGCGUGGCAUUGGCUGAAGAUGAGCAACUUGUCAUUUCGGGCGCAGUUGAUAAGAAGGUUAGAAUUGAACUUUCUUGUACUUCAUCUCUUUUCAUCCAAGACAUUCAGUAA